This is a messenger RNA of Oncorhynchus mykiss (rainbow trout), 411 nucleotides long. RefSeq names its product ribosomal protein L39 protein-like. Gene Ontology annotation, cellular component: ribosome; cytosolic large ribosomal subunit. Lineage: Eukaryota; Metazoa; Chordata; Actinopteri; Salmoniformes; Salmonidae. The record is from RefSeq and is marked provisional. Gene Ontology annotation, biological process: translation. Gene Ontology annotation, molecular function: structural constituent of ribosome.
UUGAGGUGUAAGGACUGCGGACAAAAUGUCGUCCCACAAGACUUUCAGGAUCAAGCGCUUUCUCGCCAAGAAACAGAAGCAGAACAGGCCCAUCCCACAGUGGAUAAGAAUGAAGACUGGCAACAAGAUCAGGUACAACUCCAAGAGGAGACACUGGAGGAGGACCAAGCUGGGCUUGUAAAUAUACAGGUCUUCAGAUCUCCAGCAUUCACGGCAUCUUCACCUGCCAAGGCCACCACCUGCUAGAACCUGGAGAGGAAAGCCAUGCUAUCUUGAAUGGCAGUCUUUUUGUACAAAUACUCUGGUUAUGCGCGUGUUUAACAAUAAAAGAUUUGCGAAACGAGAUCUUUUCAAAGUUGUAGAUAAAAUUUUCACCUUCCCAUGUAUGCACAGUGGCAAGAAAAAGUAUGU